AACAUGCAUUGCAAUCAGUGCUAAUUUGAAGAUACUGUAUGUGUAUAGCUGUUCCUCUUACUAGCCAAAACACACUGCAUUGUCCUGGUUUAAAUAAGGGGUUGAGGUAGCUGAAUAUAAAUGAUUAAACCCAAUCGAUAUCAUGUCUGUUAUAGCGUGAAGUAUUUUGUUGACAUGAAGCUAACGUUAGCUAGCUAAAGGAAACAGAAGUGUCAAUGUAGCGGAAGUGGUACUGCCCUGAACGAUUCGAGGAGAGACACGGAGGACGGAGGCUGCAUUGUCCAGAGAAAAAGCAGGAAUUAGAGCCGUAAAAAUUACUGAAAAAUGGACAAGAACGACCUGGUACAAAAGGCCAAGCUCGCUGAGCAGGCUGAGCGCUAUGACGAUAUGGCUGGGGCCAUGAAGUCUGUGACGGAGCAGGGUGGGGAGCUCUCCAAUGAGGAGCGCAACCUGCUGUCGGUGGCCUACAAGAACGUUGUGGGGGCACGCCGCUCAUCCUGGCGGGUCAUCUCCAGCAUUGAGCAAAAGACAGAGGGCAAUGAGAAGAAGCAAGCCAUGGCCAAGGAGUACCGGGAGAAGAUUGAAACCGAGCUGCAGGACAUCUGCAACGAUGUGCUGGGACUUCUUGACAAGUACCUGAUUGCCAAUGCCACUGCAGCUGAGAGCAAGGUGUUCUACCUGAAAAUGAAAGGCGAUUAUUAUAGAUACCUGUCUGAGGUAGCAGCUGGGGAUGCAAAAAAGACCACAGUGGAUAAUUCCCAGCAGGCAUACCAGGAUGCUUUCGACAUCAGCAAGAAGGAGAUGCAGCCAACACACCCCAUCAGGCUCGGCCUGGCCCUCAACUUCUCUGUCUUUUACUAUGAAAUCCUCAACAACCCUGAGAAGGCCUGCACCUUGGCCAAGACGGCAUUUGAUGAAGCCAUCGCUGAACUCGACACCUUAAAUGAGGAUUCCUACAAAGACAGUACUUUGAUCAUGCAACUACUAAGGGACAACCUGACUCUGUGGACAUCGGAAAACCAGGGAGAUGAGGGAGAGACCGGAGAAGGGGAAAACUAAUGGAAUUGCACUGUUAAUCUAUCUACACUCUUAAACACAAACAGCUUAUAAACAUCCACCUCCACUCCAUCAACCCCUCCCCCCUCUGUAUGACAAGCAGCCGGAAUUGUUCCUGACCAACUAGUUUAUCCCUCUCAGGUCACUGAGGCGACAGGGUAAUGUCCAGGUUGUCAUUUUGUUUGUGAAAAUAAUGUGGUUCUAUUGAGUAGCGAGUCCAUGUUGCUGUUAUUUAGUUGUUUUUUUUGUGUGUGUGUGCGCUAAAUUGGGUGUGUGAAUGACUGACUGUUGGGGGCGGGGGUUGUUAAUUCUAAUCGUCCUUAAUUCCUUUGUUCCACCUAGCUGGUUGUGCAUAUUUUGUUACGGUCAUUUUUUUUUGUGAUUUGUCAUGGUAUUGCAGAUUUAACGUAUGGUUAUUAAACUGGCAGUUAAUUUUCACCAAUGCUGUGAUGCUAAGUGUUAUAUUUUCUUCCCCACAUCACUAUUGCUUUUAAAAUUCAGACAGUACAAUCCUGUAUUUAACUAACAGUGCAAUUCUGCUGUGUGCUCAUACAGAAAGGAGGCAGGCUGUAUUGUGACACUGGCAUCUGGGCGUUUUGCUCUAUAAUCACUUUCACAAUUUCAAGGUUUGAUUAAGGGACCCCUUACUUCGCCAUGUUAGAUUUCCCCAUUAUAAGACAUUCCACCAGAAUUGUAUUAGGCUUUAUGAAAGGCAGAACUCUUUUUGAACAAAGUGGAUUAUUGUCCUAAUGGUAUAACUCAAUGUUCAAGAUCAAGCGCUGCUUGAACUCAAUACAAUGAAAAUUGUAUGUGCUUAAAUGUUCCAUGUAUUUUGCAAGAUUGACUAUCUUUCUUUAAAACCUAAAGUAACUGAACGUUUUUUCAAAAAUGUCUUAUCACACUGUAUCAACCCUGCUUGCAAAAUAUUCCUCUUAAAGCGGUUGUUUUCUCCAAUGUUUCUGUGCCUGGUUUCCUAUUAGACACUUCAAAAUGGAAGACAUGUUCAUGUCGCUUGUUUGACUGCCAAGAAGUUGAAAUUAAGCUUAGACCGUCUUCUAUUCUCUCUUAGAAUCUCAACAUAUUUGUUAUGUAUGUUCUAUGGUUUGUAAGGUAUGUCAUAAUUUGCUCUCAUGCCCCUAAACUCUACUGCUUUGAACAUAAGCCUCUGAAGCCAUUGCUGUACAAUUUAUUGUGAAGCAGCAGAUUGGAGAGCCAACUCAUACCACAACCCAAGUAAGAAGCAGUGUCACAAAUUCACAAUAUCAACACAACCAUUACAUCCCACAUAGAGUAAGACACUCAUCUACAUAUAGCGGCCAGUCUGCUUUCUUAGAGUCAAUUCUCAUCUUUAUCUGAAUAAAUAAAAUGUGGAACAGGC
Oncorhynchus mykiss (rainbow trout) is the source of this 2434-nucleotide messenger RNA. Its product is annotated as 14-3-3 protein beta/alpha-2. The record is from RefSeq and is a predicted model, not a curated record. NCBI's taxonomy places the organism in Eukaryota, Metazoa, Chordata, Actinopteri, Salmoniformes, Salmonidae.